Messenger RNA from Oncorhynchus kisutch (coho salmon), 4771 nucleotides. RefSeq names its product wiskott-Aldrich syndrome protein family member 3. Bases 468 to 1886 code for a protein of 472 amino acids. Gene Ontology annotation, cellular component: cytoskeleton; SCAR complex. Lineage: Eukaryota; Metazoa; Chordata; Actinopteri; Salmoniformes; Salmonidae. Gene Ontology annotation, molecular function: Arp2/3 complex binding; actin binding; protein kinase A regulatory subunit binding. The transcript is spliced from 9 exons. The record is from RefSeq and is a predicted model, not a curated record. Gene Ontology annotation, biological process: positive regulation of Arp2/3 complex-mediated actin nucleation; actin cytoskeleton organization.
UGGCUUGGGGGUCAUGAGCUGUCACCCCCUGGCUGCAUCCAUUCUCUUCUGAAACUAUUAAUUGACGGCCCGAAAGUGGUAAUAUAUUCAGACACAUUCUUCAGCGUUUAUAAUACAUUUAAGAAUAACUGAGCUAAACCAAAUACGCAUACGCCUAAUAAUGCAAUUUAUGAAAUAAUGUAGGCUUGUGUUUUCGUCAUUAUCCCGAUAACUCACUCGUCGUGCUGUCAAACUGCCAAUGGUUGUCAUGAUGGAUGUUUUUGGAGAACCUGAUUGGACGACACAAAUAAAUCUACUGAUUAAAUCUCCGAGCCUGGAUGCUGAUUUGUGCAGGAGAUUGCUCCUCACAGAAAGAAUCCGGCUCUGGUGAGAUGAGGGGACAGGAUGGCAACUCGAUCGGUGGACCGCAGCUGAAUACUCCUAAAAGGACACUUUUGGUGGUGUGUGGCGCGGUGUGAGGGGAGGUCAUGCCCCUGGUCAAGAGGAACAUAGAGCCCCGGCACCUCUGUCGAGGGGGGCUGCCCGAGGGGAUUGGCAGUGAGCUGGAGUGUGUCACCAACAACACCCUCUCUGCCAUCAUACGGCAGCUCAGCAGUCUAAGUAAACAUGCGGAAGAUGUCUUUGGAGAGCUUUUUAGUGAGGCUAACACAUUUUAUGUGCGUGCCAACGGUCUCCAAGACCGCAUCGACCGCUUGGCUGUCAAGGUCACCCAGCUGGAUUCCACUGUGGAGGAGGUCUCUCUGCAGGACAUCAACAUGCGCAAGGCAUUUAAAAGCUCUACAGUCCAGGACCAGCAGGUGGUGUCCAAGAGCAGCACGUCCAACCCUGUGGAGGACAUGUACAACACCAGCGACAAGCCUCCUUCUCUCAGCAUUCUCUCUGCUUACAGAGAUGACCACACCGAUGGGAUGAAGUUCUACACGGACCCAUCCUACUUCUUUGACCUGUGGAAGGAGAAGAUGCUGCAGGACACGGAGGACAAGAGGAAGGAGAGAAGAAGACAACGCGAGCAGAAGCGAUGUGUUGACGACACACUUCAGCGCGAGGUGAAGAAGGUUCGUAAAGCCAGAAACCGCCGUCAGGAGUGGAACAUGAUGGCGUUCGACAAAGAGCUCCGCCCAGACCACCGCCACCCUCACUCUCUCCACCGGGGGGCGUCUGAGGGCUCCCUCUCCCCAGAGAGCAGAUAUGGUCAUGACCUGCCAGACUACCCAACUGCUCAAGGCCUUCCACAUUCUGCAUCCAACCAUGCCCUGGCUCACCCCUACCCGCCUGUAGACAUUCACGAGUCUGUAGAGCAUGAGUACCACAGCAUCGGAGUCAGUUACAGAGAAGGGACUCUCAACCGCACACACCACUCCCCACCUCUGCAUCGCUCCACUGAGAGAAUAAAUGGCACUAUGACGCUUCCACCUGCGGACUACAGUAUAAUGGAGUACUAUGCCAGUUCAGGACCACCACCCCCUCCCCCAGCCCCUCUUAUCCCAUCUGCACAGACAGCCUUUGGCUCUCCCAUGGUAUCCCCCACCCCCCUUACUGGACCUAGGACAGGGGCCACAGGCUAUGGUCUCCCACCCCUACCUCCCCCAGGACCUCGUAUGAUUCCACCUCCCCCAGGUCCCCCUCCACCACCAGUACCCCCUACCCCACCCCAACUGGCAGGACUCGGUGACGGGAAGAGACAGGACACCCAGCCUCGAAGUGACCUUCUGUCAGCUAUUCGCAUGGGCAUCCAGUUGAAGAAGGGGCAGGAGCAGCAGGAGCAGCAGGCUAAGCGGGAGCCUGUGGGGAACGACGUGGCCACCAUCCUGUCCCGUCGCAUCGCAGUGGAGUACAGCGACUCGGAGGACGACUCCGAACUGGAAGAGAACGACUGGUCCGACUGACCCUGACCCCGUCCUUUACAGUGACCUCACACCAUGGACACAUCGCUCCUCCAGCCCAGCUAUCCCACAAUGGUGAUGAUGCAGUACAGAUGACUUAUGGGAGUCAUAUUUUCAGUAUGCAUUAAGUGGGUAUAGGCUGAGAAUCCACUUGCAUUUUAGUGUAGGUCCUGUAGGUGAGUGGACAGGACUUGAAAUGAAGGCAAAUUAGUGUCCUGAUGAACUGAGAUUCAGCUGAAAUCACUCAAAGGUACACGGACCAAAUAACCAAGUAGUGAAUUUCCCUUUUCCCUACAGAGCUGUCUAAUCUCUCUUUAUCAGACACCAACGUUACCAUUUCAUCUGACAUAGAUCACCAACACUGUAUUCUCAAUGUCACUAACCUCAUUUAUGAUUUGAUCUGGAUUUAGAAACCAUUAGAAAGGCUUGAGGUUCUCUCUGUAGCUUAGACUGGCUCUGAACAGACAUAGCGGGUACGUUCCAGCCCGACUGUGUUUAAGAUGCAACCAGUGACAAUAAUUAUGAAUUGCUUGUCAAUGUAAACAUGCCUCUUCAAAUGUAUUCCAGAAAUACAUUUAAUAUGAUAUGCAGAUCAGCAAGCUGUCCACUGAGUGGCACUGUGCUCACGUUUAAUGCUCACUAUUUGAAUGAUUCAUUUUUGAGAUUCGAUAAUAAAAAAUAAAAAUGAAUUCUAGAUUUCUAGCUAUCAACAAACUGCAAACGUUUGCAUCGUGCUGAAAUGUUGAAUGAAGAGUGACAGGGUGACAAUGUGCGUAGAUUACCUUAAAUAGACCUCAAACAAGUCAAGGACUUCAUACUGCAUGAGGUCUCUAAUAUACUGUAUGGACAGGCUCCUAUUUGACUAAUGUACUGCUGUGACACCUGUGCAUGAAUUCCAUAUGAGACAUCUUUCGUACAAAUGGAAUAGUGGGAAUAAAUGUUUGUUUGCAGUGAAAAACAAUAGGUGACAAGGGCAAAUGUAGAUAUUUGAUAUGUUUGCAUAAUAGCCCAAUUUCUGUGCUAUUGCAACCCACAAAACCGAUAACUCUGAAUGGAUUUUAAUAUUUAGUCAAUUCUGAUAUUGAAUGACUGAAUUUGGUAAAAAUUAUAUGAUGGAAAAAGACAACCAUUGGAUAACCAAUGUUUAUUAUACAAAAACAUUCAUACCUGUAAUUAAAUGUUAGCUCUCAGCAAACCAGACCAUAGAUGGAAUAAAAUUCCCCAGAGCUUCAACUGUAUCAAAAGUCUCACACAGUUCCCCGAGCGCUGUCUUCAGAGAGGGUGACUCCCAGAAUUCCUCAGCUUGUUUGUGGUUUAAUGGGUGCACACAACCUUGGAAAGAUCAUCAAAUCACUGUUUUACCACUCAGCUUAAUCCCCACAACAAAGAGAAAGAUACAAAAAGGAGAGAAUGGAGAGAAGUGGAGUGUGAGAUUAAGUAGAAACUUGAUGGAUGCAAAUUGACUGCUCAGUUUCCCAGUGUUGCUAAGGGGAGUGAGGAAUCUAGAUUUCAAAUCUCCCAGGCCGGAGAGUGGCUGGUGAUCGGACGUUCCCUGUUACCUCUGCAGUGGCCAGCCCCUCUAUUAGUGUCCGCUGUUGUGGCCAUCUGCCGGAUUACCCAGCAGGUUAUAUUUUUAUAGAAAGCAUCCCAUUCUUAUCCCGCCUGCAAAGGUUUACAUUAAGGUUGAACUCGGGUGCGCUUACAAUAGCAGAUGAAGUAAGCUCUAUCCUUCUAACAGCAGCCCUUCCCAUCUUCUCACUGUUAGAGAGGCUGGUUACGCUGGGUUUAAAAGGGCUGCUUUACUAUGGCAUGAAAGAGGAUCUCAUGCAAUGCCACUGUCCCCGAUUUCUUUUCAUGCAUCAUCAAUAAGUGAUGCCCAGGAUUUAAAAAAAACAUUUGUAUGUGCCAAGUGUAAUUGUCUAAUUCUAAUAGGCAUCAAAAGGCCAACUUUUCUGUGUUACCAUACAGGUGAACUCAUUCCUGGGAAAAAAAUAAAUUUCUCAGCCUAGUAGGAGCGAUGGCGUCCCCCUUUUUCCCUGGUCUAACGGGAUUAGUCGUGCCUGUGCUCCCCCGGCUGUCACGCUACUGUCUACUUCCCAUCUCUCCCCCGGGCCUCUAAAGUGAUUAACCCAGCCCCUGUGGUCCGCACGGUUCUGGAGGGUAAUUAAGGGGGGGGGGCACCUCCCUGGCAUGUCCCUCCCCAGGCCUUACUCGCUCUCUUCGGCACCUUUGUAAGAUGGGAUGGGCUGGGGUGUAUGAAAGUGAGAAGUACCAGUGACUGAACUUUCUGAAAGUGUGUAGGAUUCAUGAAUGAUUCAAUUAAUUUUAGUAUCAAUUUAAUGUGACACAGGUCCACAUUUAGAUGUAUCAUGUAAUCCUUACCCAGCUCAGAGCUUGUGAUAACACAUUGUGGGAACUGAGUCCUCAUUUAAAAAUUUGCAUGCAUUUGGUCCAUGCUUAGCCUACUAGAAAAUAGUCUAAGUGAUCUUUCCUCUCAGAUAUCUAUCAAGCCGAUUAUCAAAGCUCAUAAAUACUUGACAAUGGCAUGCAGAUUAUUAUACCAUUGGAUGUGUUGACCACUGAAAAUCUGUUCAAACCAUUUGCAUCCUGACAUGUCUUUUAAAAAGAGCAGUACUGAAUAUUCAUCACAGGCUUAAGGGAAAGUAAUAAUGAUUGAGUCUGCCCAUCUUGUCAGACCUCAGCGUUAUGUGGAUGCGCCUGUUUAACACAUGUCACGCUCAUGUUCGACUUGUCUGUCACAAGUUUUCCAUCAUGGCAUCUGUUCCUUAAUGAUCGGUGGGGAACUAGGUCUCCCAAACCACAUGGCCUUUACCACCCCACUGAAUAAAAAGCUAAUCUGAUGAAUAAAACGCCUUCCAAAGGACAAA